CGGGGCACUACGUUCUAAGCUGCCCCGGCCCAGACUUUCCGGGCUCCCUAAGCGCCUCCCCAGACCAGACCUUCCGGGCUCCCCAAGCACCCUCCCGGCUGAGACACUUGGUUCUAAGCUGCCCCAGUCCCGACUUUUUGGAUUCUCUAAACAACCUCCCAGAUGUGACCUUGCGCUUGGAGAUCGCGGCAGUUUCGGCUCCCCCGCAAGCCAGAGUCAGCUCCCCCCCCCCUUCCCGGAAGCGGCCCCGCCCCCGCGGUAAAAGGAGUGGGAGGGGCCGCUCAUGAAUAAUGGAUUCUCGAGCAUGGGGGCGGGGCCUCGCCCCCGCAGGCGGGAAGGGGGAAGCGCCGGGACUCCCGGUCUGGAAUGAGGCUGGCCUCGGCGGCGGCGGCGGGACCAGGGCCGGCCAUGGCGGUGUGGACGAGGGCCACCAAAGCGGGGCUGGUGGAGCUGCUGCUGCGGGAGCGUUGGGUGCGGGUGGUGGCCGAGUUGAGCGGCGAGAGCUUGAGCCUGACUGGGGACGCGGCUGCUGAGACAGACCCCCCGCUGGGGCCGGCGCUGGCCGCCUUCAACGGCCUCCCCAACGGCGGCGGCAGCGGCAGCGGCGGGGACUCGCUGCCCGGCAGCCCGAGCCGCGGCCUGGGCCCGCCCAGCCCUCCCGGGGCCGCGGCCGGGGGCUCCCCUCCCGUGCGACGCGUGCGGGUGGUGAAGCAGGAGGCGGGCGGCCUGGGCAUCAGCAUCAAGGGCGGCCGCGAGAACCGGAUGCCGAUCCUCAUCUCCAAGAUCUUCCCCGGGCUGGCGGCCGACCAGAGCCGAGCGCUGCGACUGGGCGACGCCAUCCUGUCGGUGAACGGGACCGACCUGCGCCAGGCCACCCAUGACCAGGCCGUGCAGGCGCUCAAGAGAGCCGGCAAAGAGGUGCUGCUGGAGGUCAAGUUCAUCCGGGAAGUGACACCAUAUAUCAAGAAGCCAUCAUUGGUAUCCGAUCUGCCCUGGGAAGGGGUCGCCCCCCAGUCGCCAAGCUUUAGUGGCAGUGAGGACUCGGGCUCCCCCAAACACCAGCACAGCUCCAAGGACAGGAAGGUCAUCCCUCUCAAAAUGUGUUUUGCCACCAGGAACCUGAGUAUGCCAGAUCUGGAGAACAGAUUGAUAGAACUCCAUUCUCCUGAUAGCAGAAAUACUUUAAUCCUUCGCUGCAAGGACACCGCAACCGCCCACUCGUGGUUCAUAGCAAUCCACACCAACAUCAUGGCUCUCCUCCCGCAGGUGUUGGCUGAACUCAACACCAUGCUUGGUGCUACCUGUACAGCAGGAGGCAGCAAGGAGGUCAAACACAUCGCCUGGCUGGCAGAGCAGGCAAAACUAGAUGGAGGAAGGCAGCAGUGGAGACCAGUCCUCAUGGCUGUGACUGAGAAGGACUUACUGCUUUAUGACUACAUGCCGUGGACAAGGGACGCCUGGGCGUCUCCCUGUCACAGCUACCCUCUCAUCGCUACUCGGUUGGUACACUCGGGCUCGGGAUGUAGGUCACCCUCGCUUGGCUCUGACCUCACUUUUGCUACCAGGACGGGAUCGCGUCAGGGCAUCGAGAUGCACAUGUUCAGGGUCGAGACGCAUCGGGACCUGUCGACGUGGACCCGGGUACUUGUGCAAGGUUGUCACACUGCAGCUGAAUUGAUCAAGGAAGUCUCACUAGGUUGCAUAAUGAAUGGCCAAGAAGUAAGACUGACAGUGCAUUAUGAAAAUGGGUUUACGAUUUCCAGAGAAGGAGGAGGCCCUGGCAGUAUAUUAUAUCGAUACCCCUUUGAAAAGUUAAAAAUGUCUGCUGAUGAUGGUAUCAGAACUCUGUACUUGGAUUUUGGUGGUCCUGAGGGAGAACUGACCCUGGACCUCCACUCCUGCCCCAAGCCGAUUGUUUUUGUGCUGCACACCUUCUUGUCAGCCAAAGUCACCCGCAUGGGCCUGCUGGUGUGAGCCCUAGGCCAGGAACAUACCCACCUCAGAAGAAAACAAUUAAGCACAAAAGAAAGCUGCUUCUUUUGCUCUCUCCUCCAGCAUCAGUGCCUUGACAAGGACCUGUGAUCACUGCUAACCCAGAAUUGUUCCAAGAACAUCCAUGGUGACAAGCCACCAUGUUCUCCUUGGAGUCCCACCUUGUUGGGGAGAGGGAAGCGUGACUUCCAUGACUGCAGAAUGAGGAGCUCUUUCUGUAUAUUCUGUCUUCAUCAUUUGUUUGUGUUUGUAUCUCUCUCCCAUGAUGAGGUGGGAUCGUGAUUCCACUUUCCAAAUAGGAGCAAAUAAUGGAGAGACAUUCCCCUUGUUCCCAAGUCCCUAGCACCCAACAUCUGUGCAAGACAAUUCUGCCCAUCCUUUCUUCACAAACGGGCUGGUGACUCUGCAGCCAUUUCAGGAACUUCCAGGCUUUGGCAGGAGUUUGCCAUUCCCUUCUGUCACAUGAAGCCGCAGCUGCAGGCUCCCCAGGUGUCCCUCUCUCUGUCGUGAUGCUAUUGCUACAUCCCCACCAUUGCCAUCAUCCAAUUUACCAAGUUUGGUCAUUCAAAAGUGUUUAUUUUAUAGCAUCAAACCUGUGAAAUGUUGAUUUAGUUCGCCAUAUGUUUUUAACCAGCACCUAGCAGAAAGAAUAUUGGAGAUCAGGGUAUUAUAAGGAAAUAGCUAUCCAUUUCAGUUUUGGGUUUUGCCCCUCCCCCAAUUAAUAUUUUUGGAAGGAAUCAGAAAGUUUUAUGGCAUGAGACUGAUUUUAAAAGAAAAUCUUUAUUUUAUACAGAGCCAUUUUUUAAUGGCUUACCAAAUGUGCCUUUGGUCAAGAUGGGUCAGAUGUAGUGCAGUAUCACAGUCUCCAUUAAAGGAAGGCCAUCCCAGUUUUAAAGAAUGGUUUAUGAAGGUAAGCUGCAUUUUUGGCAGCUGGCAAGCUCCUAUAGUGAAGACAAACUUGGAAAAGUUGCCAUCCUAUUUCAGGAUUGAACUUUGGAGGAACCAUCAGCCCAUUUGCACAAAUGCUAUCAGCAAUCCCAUGGGUCCAUCUGAUCCCAAUUCAGACUCUGCAAUAUAUGGGUUGGUUUAUCUCCUGCAAAGUGAUAUGGAAAAAAUUCAUCCCAAGCAAUGUCAAGACCUAGUGUUGCCUCCUACCCUGGCAGAUGCAGUGUGGCUCUAGAAUAGCCCUUUAGCAUUCUUAAAGUAUUCUUGACAUUACUCCAAAGAAAUGGAGCAAACCAGUUUGUUGGAUUUAUGGCAUUGUAAUUCCUUCUCUUACCCUAAUCCUAACAGGACUACAUUUAUGCAAAAUGGUUAAAAACAGAACAUGAAUGUCAUAUGACUUAUAACAGUCAUCCUGAAUGUGGAAGGAAAGCAGUGGCAGAAGCUCACAACCAGUUUGGGUUUUGACUCAGACUGACUUAGCAGACAUCACUGAUUCUUUCAGAAAGGGCAAUCCAGACCAGCGGGUUCUCAUUGAAAGAUUUGCUCCUUUCAUCUGGGAAGUGCAAGAGGGGACAUUCCAUGAAGGAUCCCAGUAGUGAGCUAUAUUGAAAAGGAUAGGAAGGUGGGCACAUGUGCAGGGCAUGUACAGGCUGGCUCCCUCCCUAGACCACUGCCCCACCUCUGUCUGUGAGCUGGCUCUAUUCCUGCACAAUUCUGACAUGACAGGGACUGGGGAGAUGCUCUUGUUUUCUUGGCUAAGAUCCAUGCAAUUUCUGAAGGCUAGACCCAAGUUAUUCUCCCUACUUGUACCACAGAGACACAGAUCUAAAGGAAAAAUAUAAAGAAUGUCAUUUUCAGAAUCCAUAGAUUCAUCUUAAAACUUAUAGGUUUAAUCUUUUUAAAGAUCUUUUUCCAUCUCAAGUCCAAUUUGGAUACUAAAAAUCUUGGUGGCAUGGGGAAAGGGUAGCCAACAAGACCCAAGAGUGACUUGGAGCUCAGGUCAUACCUUAAAAGUAGAAUGCCGUCACAUCUAGCAGCGUGGAGCCAUCACAUCUCUGCACAAUACAAAUGUCAUUUCGUUGGACUCCUGUUUUCGAAGGUGAAAAGAAGCUUAACUGCAGAUUGAAAUUUCCCCAACAAAGUCCUUAGAUUCCUGCUUUGCUGUGGAUAUUUUUAUGUAUUCUUGGGUGUGUGUGUGUGUGUGUGUGUGUUUAAGCCUGAGCCAACAAGAAAAAUAAUCAUGGGAACGUCUGGAAACCACUUUAUUCAUCCUUCUUCACAAGAAGAUUCUGUACAGGGUAAAAUGUAAAUGAGAAUAAGAAAAGCCAUUCCUUGUCCGUCCUUUGCUAAGCUGGGAUCAGAUUGUGGAUUUCAUUUCCCAGUUUGGGCUGCUCAGGCACAAAAGCAUCAGAGGCUGAAGGAUCUUGAAAACUAUGCACCUUGAAACAGAAACGAAACUGAACAGAUUGGAACCCCACCCACAAGCCAGCCACUCUGGGAAGUUCUCAGGAUGUACCUAUGAAACACUCUUGGAGACAUCAAAAUACAGGCAACCAGGAUAUGAUGAGAUCCCUAAUCCACAAAUGGAGUGCUUUACGAAGAGACAGCCUGGACAGAUAUCUAAUUUAAUUUCUAAUUAAGCUCGCCAAAUAAGGCAGAUUGUUUGAAAAAAAGGCUUUUGAUUUCCUUCUCAUUUUUGAUGAGGAGACUUGUGAAAAUACCUGGUACUCUUCAUGGGUGGAGCUUAAAAGGAACCACUGGGCAGCAGAUACUUCAUGUUUAUACUCCUAUGCAACCAAUUUUUCUUCCAAUCUUCCCCACAUUCAUGUGAUUGAAUUGGUGAGAGAGUCUACUCUUCCUCUCAUAAUCUUUUGUUUUUCUGUUUCCUCUAUUCCAUUCCCCUCACCCUGGCAUCUUAUAAAGAAAAAAUUGAAAAAUAGGAACAACUAUCUUUAUGUAAAAAGGAAAAGCUUUCCUUACAAAAUCAUAAAAUAGAACUCAACCUGAAAAUUAGUUUAAAAUUUAGCAUUAUAUAGAUAAGUGUUUUUCUUUCAUGUAUGUUUAUGCAGUUAUUUAUUAGAAUAAUUAUAAUUGUAAUUAUAUGUAACUGUCCAGUAGACCCCAGAAAUGGGAGCUCAAAUACUGGUUAUGUGCACAUAUUCAGAUUAUUAUUCUAAAGGCCAUUUCAAGUUUUCAAAAGCCAUUUUUGAGCACUUUUUAAACAAGGGAUAUUUUAUUGUUUCAUAUUAUCCGUUUAUAUUAUCUGCACUCUCAAUAACUUUACAAUUCCAAAAACUUGCUGCAUAGGCAGGAAGUAGAGCUAUGGAAUUCCCUGUUUGUUACAUUUCUAUUAAAAAAUUAUACCUUUAAAUAGCAAAUAGUUAAAACUGUUGCUGGCUAUUCAUAUAUCUCUUGCCUCCUGUAAGGUAUAUCCUGGUAGCAAAAUCUUACCUGCAAUUUAAAUUUGUACUUAGCUGCCAAAUCCUAAGUUUUGCUAAUUUUUUUUAAAAUUAAGAAUCCAUGUGGAGAAUUAAUAAGGUCAUGUUUCUCCUAGAAAAAAUAGCUUUUGCUAUAAAUGGUUUUCAUUGACAAGGAGAUGUGACAUUUGAGAAUAGGUCUGCUGGAUUUGUUUUUCUCAAAAAACCCUUCAAAUCCUAGGUUAUAAUUUAUAUGCAUGUUAGUUAUAAUAGUAUAUUUCUAAAAAUGAGACAGUCCUUGUUCAUGUUUUUCUUUGAUCUGCAAACUACCUUGUAAGCUGCUAUGCAAAUUAUCUUCAAAUCCCUACCUGCUUAAAGGGUUAAACAUUCUUUAGGCUCUGGGAAAGACAUGUAGACUUACGCACUUUCUCUGUGAUUUUUCUUUUUUUUUAUCUUAGCUCUGACAAAAGCUGAAUUAUAUUAAUGUCUUGGUUUUAGAUAACUUUUAAACUGAGCAGUAUAAAUAAAUGUCCAGCGUACACUUUAUGUUGCCAAUGCUGAAUGAAACUAUAAUUGAUCUGUCAAGUAGGAAAGCCAAAGGUUGCUAUUGAAUCCUGUAAUUAAAUGAAAAGUUAAAUGCCAAAACUCUUUGGUUCUGAAGCUGCUUAUAGUGGAGAAAUUCUAGUUUCUAUAAAAUGAGGACUUCUUUAGACCUUAAACUCUGCUUGAACGAUAUUUUAGGUUAAAUAUGAUCCACUGACCUAAGGCAGAUUGCUCUUUGGCAAGACUUCAUAUGUAAUCGAUGGAGUAUUUUUCAGUAAUUUUCUCUCUCCCCCUGCCAUUUUUAGGUAGAGGAAGUGUAAGAAUUCAUCAUUUUAUGUCUCAUUUUAGUUAGGGCCACCUUUUGCUUGGUAACCUAGAACUAAGUACAUCAAAGUUUUAUUUCCCUUGGGUAGUCUCAGAUGCUAAUAUUUUUUAAAAGUACACAGUUCAUAAAAACCUACAUUGUCAGGCUCUUACCCAACACUCGGUAAAUGUUUAUGAAUUGAUAAACAUGUUUGAAAUGAUUAUAUUAUACUUUAGCCACUUGAUUCUGAAAGGGUCUUAUAAGUGAUGCAUGAAUGUGAGUGACUUGUCCCAACAUAUUAAGAGAUGUAUUUUUUGUAGAGAAUGCUUUAGACUAGCCACUCCCACCAAAGUGGAGUUCAGUUGCUUACCUCAAGCUGGUAAAAUCUCAAAGCUGGAGGGUUCCUCUGCCAUCCAGCCUUAGCCAUACCUGAUCAAGGAUCCUUUCUAAAGCACACUGGGCAAGUGGUCAUCCCGACUUUGCUUAAGAACUCUUCAACGAGGCAGAAGCCAUGACCUCUUGAGGCAGCCCCUCAGGGCUGGACAGCUCAUAUCCUCUCACUUCAAGCCCAACCUGUCUCGCAGAUUUUACUAUUUCUUGUUCUUUCUUUUGGAGCCACAGAAAACAAGUCUCCCUUCUACAGGAAAGCAGCCCUUUACAUAUGGAUGUCAUCGAUUCCUUUCUGGGCUGAACCUCCAUCUUCACAGAUCAGCUCACAGCACAAUCUCCAGGCCAAUCAUCCCUUCCCUCAGUGUUUUUCUCCAUUUUAUUGGCGUCAUCCAGAGCUGAAUGGUCCCCCACCGUCCCCAAUGCAUGGGUUGCUAGACCUAGGGUAUAGGAGGGGCCACUCAGCUCUUGUUCUAUCUGUCUGCCUGUCCCUCCAACACAACCUAAGAUCAUGCCCUAGUAUUGUGGCUGCCCUAUCUCAGUGGCUACUCGGUUGACUCUCACUGGACUUCUUCUAUAGAGUUAUUUAUAUAUUUUAGCUUUUAAAAAAUAUUUUAAGAUAUGUUUUUAUUUCAGAAUCGGUAAAAUUUAAAAUCAAUUUAAUUUCAUUGUCUGGUAGUCUCACAGUAACCUACUCUACUCAUGAUGAGUUUUUCCAGUGACUGAACUUAAAGUAAAGUAUUUUUUUCUCAUUUUCCAGCUGUCCUGCUUUUGAUGUCAUGGUUAUAUGUGCCUUUUUGUAGAUAACAUCUGGUGCUUGCUGUCUAGAGAACAUAGUGACCAGUAAUGUACCAUAUUUAACAUAACUCGACUUGUUUCCAAAUGUAUUUAUUGGCUAAAACUAGAUAUGACUUAGACCGUAGUGAGAAAGAACAUUCAUUCACAGAGUAUUUAAGUGCCUACAAUUCACAGCACUGCAUUUGGUGCUUUGGGCCUUUCAGAAGUCAGACUUGUUGACAAAUCUAGUUCAUGCCCACCUUAAUAAUGCCUUCACAUAUACAGUAGGUUUUAAAGACUUAACAGAUUAUUUUACCAAAGCUUUUUUUCCCAUUUUUACAAAUUUGGGUAUGCUGGCAAUUUGAUAAAAAGGCCUGAAGUGACACUUGGGCUUUGAGGAAAGACUGUUAGCCCUAGGAAAAUUGAGAGUGAUAGUCUGAGCACUUUAAGGAAAUCUCAUUACAUUAAUAUGCAGGAGGGAAAACCUGCAGGAAUUGUCUCGGGGGAAGGUAAGUGAAUUCCCAUCCUGAGGUACACUUGAAGAAGUAAUAGAAUCACUCUUUGGAGUCUUAGGAAAGGGGGUUCAGGUCUUGGAGAAGGAUUGUAUUAGGUGACUUUUGGGGUUCCUUCCAACUCUUAAGAUAGUACAAAUUAGUUUUUUCUUUCCCACUGGAAAAAGGAAGGAAAAACUUGAAGUGUGAUAGGUUGUGGAAUUUCAUCUCCUAAAUGUGACCAAACAAAGCAAAGGUUUUGAGUGAAGAACUGUGAAGGGUAAGAGAGAAAAGAGUCUUUUAAUCCCAUUGGAUACAAUUAAAUAUGAUUUACCCUUUUUUUUUUCUUCUACCCACCAACUUUUUUUUUCCAAUGGUGCUGUUACAUGAAUUCCCGGACGGCUCUUUCAAUAGCUCUUAUUUGCAUAAAAUACUUCCUUAGUGAUUGCUCAAAAUGAAGACAUUGGGAAACUUAGAGAAAUAUCCUUUUUUCCUUAAUUUUUAUUUUUAAAGCAACUACUGGAGACAUGGUCCCAGACCAUGGAGUGUACUUGAGAAAAGAGAGAAGAAAAUUUUUUAAUUUAUCAAAAAAAUUUUCAUUCAACCAAAGUCCUUUUCCAUACAAAAUGCCUUAAGUUAAAAAUAGGUUUUUCCUCUGACCUCAUAAUAUAAAUUAGAUUUUUAAAUGGAUCAGCCUCAGGUAUAUUUGGAAAAAAAUAUUCCUGUUCUUGGUAUAGCACUUGAAAGUCACAUUGGUUCUUAACUAACCCUUUAUUUCUAGGUAUGCUAGAACUGUAUAUGAAAACUGAUCAUUGAAUCGAUGUCUUGCCCCUUACAUUAAACACACCUUUGACCAUCUUGGUGUUCUUUACUAUAUAUAAUUGGGAUCUAUAUGUUUAGGUGUCUGCGAUCCAAAGCCUGGAAAACUUGAUAUCGUUUAUCCAUUUUCUGUUUAAAUGGAUCCAGUUACAAUUUUCCUCUUUACCUAGUUAAUCCUAUUAAAAGAUAGGAGUACAGAUAUUUUUAAAUUGUAUUUCCCAUUUAGCAUUAUCUGUUGUUUCCCUUAGCAAAUCUGCCCUUUGGAAUGAGCCAUUUUGGAAGCUGUAAUAAAUAGUACCAGUGUUAAGUUUACACCACAAUGAAUACAGCAUGAGAAGCGAAAGCUAUUCCUUUCAGGACCAUUGACCCAGGGACUUUGGGAAAAUAAUCUAUGUAAAACCACUACCCCUGUGGCCUGUUUUGGCUAACAUCUGUGCAAAUUCUGUCUGCCCUCCCUUUUUCUCCUCUCUCCUUUUCCUCUUUCUCAUUCUCUUCCCAUACUGUUCCCAAUGAUUUUUAAAUAUUAAGACUUAGAAGAUUGUCUAGGAAGAAUCAACAGUACAUCCUUUUAAAAAGUUUUUAUAAAGCUCUGUUCUGUAUUCAAGUAAGACUUCUUUCCUCUCGGAUCUUCUGGGCUGGUCUAGGCUACCAAAUCAAAAUAUCCAUGUUAAACAGGGCAGUAUUGUGUUCUUAACAAUCAAUCCCAGGAAAGCUUUAUGUGUACACUAUAAAUAUGGACAACACUUUCCUUGAGUUGCAUAUUAAAUACAGCAUUGUACAUUACAAUGAAAAUUCGUGACUUAAGGGCAAUAUAUAUAUAAGUACAUAUAUACCUUUGUAACCUUUAUAUUGUAAAUAAUAAAAAAGUUUUGCUUUUA
Antechinus flavipes (yellow-footed antechinus) is the source of this 9553-nucleotide messenger RNA. RefSeq names its product syntrophin beta 2 (gene SNTB2). Gene Ontology annotation, cellular component: intracellular anatomical structure; dystrophin-associated glycoprotein complex; synapse. The record is from RefSeq and is a predicted model, not a curated record. Lineage: Eukaryota; Metazoa; Chordata; Mammalia; Dasyuromorphia; Dasyuridae. The transcript is spliced from 7 exons. Bases 367 to 1974 code for a protein of 535 amino acids. Gene Ontology annotation, molecular function: structural molecule activity; protein binding.